Dictyostelium purpureum is the source of this 888-nucleotide messenger RNA. RefSeq lists its product as uncharacterized. Gene Ontology annotation, biological process: inositol catabolic process. Bases 82 to 819 code for a protein of 245 amino acids. The record is from RefSeq and is a predicted model, not a curated record. Gene Ontology annotation, cellular component: cytoplasm. The transcript is spliced from 3 exons. Gene Ontology annotation, molecular function: iron ion binding; inositol oxygenase activity. NCBI's taxonomy places the organism in Eukaryota, Evosea, Eumycetozoa, Dictyosteliales, Dictyosteliaceae.
GAAAUUACAAAAGAAAUAAAGGAAUUUAGAAACUAUAAUGAUAGCGAAUCUCAAACACUUGUAUCAAGAGCAUAUAAAAACAUGCAUACUUUUCAAACUUACGAAUUUGCAUUGGAAAAGAAAUUAAAAUACUCACAACUAAAUAGUGGCAUCAAAAUGGGAAUUUGGGAAGCUGCAGAGUUAUUAAAUUCAGUAGUGGAUGAGAGUGAUCCAGAUAGCAAUAUACCACAAAUUAAUCAUCUUUUGCAAACAGCCGAAGCUAUUAGAAAGGUAUAUCCCGAAGAAAAAUAUGAUUGGUUCGUUUUAACUGGUUUUGUUCAUGACUUGGGUAAAAUUUUAUUAUCCCCAAAAUUACCAUUCAACGAACCUCAAUGGGCUACCGUAGGUGAUACAUUUCCUGUAGGGUGCAGACACGAUGAAAGUAAUAUUUUCUAUGAAUACUUUAGGGACAAUCCAGAUUACUACGAUAGCAAAUAUAAUUCAUUAUGUGGUGUUUAUAAAGAAAACUGUGGUUUAGAUAAUGUUAUCAUGAGUUGGGGCCAUGAUGAAUAUUUUUACCAAGUAUGCAUCGGCAACAAUAGUACAUUACCAAAAGAAGCUUUAUAUAUGAUAAGAUUCCAUUCAUUUUAUCCAUGGCAUAGACACAAUAAAUAUCAAAAUCUUUUAAAUCAUCAAGACAAUGAAAUGUUGAAAUGGGUUAUAGAGUUUAAUAAGUUUGACUUAUACUCCAAAGAUCCAGAACCAAUUGAUGUUGAAGCUUUAAAACCAUACUAUCAAUCUUUAAUUUCAAAAUAUUUCCCAAAAGAAUUGAAUUGGUAGACCAAUCAAAAAAAAAAAAAGAGAAAAAAAUAAAAUAAAUAAAAUUAAAUAUAUUCACUUUUAAACAAU